AAUUUCCGAUUAUAAUCUUAGCAUGUUUUACUGGCAAAUCAGGAUAGUAUUUAAGAGUAAACCUUGUAGAGCAUCGCCAUAAUAACAGAUAUUGUGCUAAAGUAUAUACCUAACCGAAAACAGCAAAAAUUAAAACAUCCAAAAUGUGGUUCAAAGUUUUGUUCGCAAUAGUUUCAGUUCUCAGCUUCUUUGAAUAUUCAGAAGGACUCGUCAAGAUUGAGCGUACAAGCGCCAUUUCUCCUUUUACAACGACGGUGGCUGAGAGCAACAUGCCAGUAAGAUGGCAAGUGGAAGCAGCCGAAUAUUUAUCAGACGUAUUCGAGUUGUACCAAAGUAAUUCUGUAAGGGCUCGUGCACUUUCCGAACUCUUUGCAGCAACCCACAGUAAUUUCAGUUGGUUUGUUGCUUUUAACAGUUCGUAUAUUUAUUACCCAGUCGAGUCUUAUUAUUGUCAACUUGCAACAACCACCACCGGAGUUAAUAGUCCCCAAUUGGCAGUCGCCAUUUUUGCUGGAAGCUCCUAAUUACUUAUUAUGCCAAUUUGAAGUGUAAAAAUAUUCUCAUCUGUGAAUAUAUACGUUAUUUAUGCUUAUAUUAAUUGCUUGUAAUAAUUGUAAUUGCAUUAUUUAUAAAUAAAAUUUAAACAUGAUUAACAA
Messenger RNA from Agrilus planipennis (emerald ash borer), 656 nucleotides. RefSeq lists its product as uncharacterized. The transcript has 2 exons. The record is from RefSeq and is a predicted model, not a curated record. Lineage: Eukaryota; Metazoa; Arthropoda; Insecta; Coleoptera; Buprestidae. Bases 144 to 524 code for a protein of 126 amino acids.